AUGGCGGCCAGCCCGGCCUACGGGGAGGAGAAGGGGGGCUCCUCCAGCCUGGGGGAGCCCGAGUACGGCCACGACCCCGCCAGCGGCGGCAUCUUCUCCUCCGACUACAAGAGGCACGAUGACCUUAAGGAGAUGCUUGAUAGCAACAAGGAUUCGCUCAAGCUGGAGGCCAUGAAGAGGAUCGUGGCGAUGAUUGCCCGGGGCAAAAAUGCCUCUGACCUCUUCCCAGCCGUUGUGAAAAAUGUCGCCUGCAAGAAUAUUGAGGUGAAGAAGCUGGUGUACGUCUACUUGGUGCGCUACGCAGAGGAGCAGCAGGAUCUGGCCCUGCUCUCCAUCUCCACCUUCCAGCGAGGACUCAAGGACCCCAACCAGCUGAUCCGCGCCAGUGCCCUGCGGGUCCUCUCCAGCAUCCGUGUGCCCAUCAUCGUGCCCAUCAUGAUGUUGGCCAUCAAGGAGGCCGCCUCGGACAUGUCCCCAUACGUACGCAAGACAGCCGCCCACGCCAUCCCCAAGCUGUACAGCCUUGACUCAGACCAGAAGGACCAGCUCAUCGAAGUGAUAGAGAAGCUGCUAGCGGACAAGACCACGCUGGUGGCCGGCAGCGUGGUGAUGGCAUUCGAGGAGGUCUGCCCGGAGCGCAUCGACCUCAUUCACAAGAACUACCGCAAGCUCUGCAACCUGCUCAUCGAUGUGGAGGAGUGGGGCCAGGUGGUCAUCAUCAACAUGUUGACCCGUUACGCACGCACCCAGUUCCUCAGCCCCAACCAGAACGAGUCCCUGCUGGAGGAGAGCGCCGAGAAGGCUUUCUAUGGCUCCGAGGAGGAGGACGCCAAGGACGCCAAGGCGGAGGCGGCCUCGCUGACCAAGCGCAAGCCCUACGUCAUGGACCCCGACCACCGCCUGCUCCUGCGCAACACCAAGCCCCUGCUGCAGAGCCGUAAUGCCGCGGUGGUGAUGGCUGUGGCGCAGCUCUACUUCCACCUGGCACCCAAGGCAGAGGUUGGUGUCAUCGCCAAGGCGCUGGUGCGGCUCCUGCGGAGUCACAGCGAGGUGCAGUACGUCGUGCUGCAGAAUGUUGCCACCAUGUCCAUCAAACGGCGGGGGAUGUUUGAGCCCUACUUGAAGAGCUUCUACAUCCGCUCCACGGACCCCACGCAGAUCAAGAUCCUCAAGCUGGAGGUCCUCACUAACCUGGCCAAUGAGACCAACAUCUCCACCAUCCUGCGGGAAUUCCAGACCUACAUCCGCAGCAUGGACAAGGACUUUGUGGCGGCCACCAUCCAAGCCAUCGGGCGCUGUGCCACCAACAUUGGGAAGGUGCGGGACACCUGCCUCAAUGGCCUGGUCCAGCUCCUCUCCAACCGGGAUGAGUUGGUGGUGGCCGAAUCCGUGGUGGUCAUUAAAAAGCUGCUGCAGAUGCAGCCAGCCCAGCACAGCGAGAUCAUCAAGCACAUGGCCAAGCUCACCGACAACAUCCAGGUGCCAAUGGCACGGGCCAGCAUCUUGUGGCUCAUCGGCGAGUACUGCGAGCACGUGCCGAAGAUAGCGCCCGACGUGCUGCGCAAGAUGGCCAAGUCCUUCACCAAUGAGGAGGACAUCGUCAAGUUGCAGGUCAUCAACCUGGCGGCUAAGCUGUAUCUGACCAAUUCCAAGCAGAGCAAGCUGCUGACCCAGUACGUCCUCAACUUGGCCAAGUACGACCAGAAUUACGACAUCCGCGACCGAGCUCGCUUCAUCCGCCAGCUCAUCGUGCCCACCGAGAAGAGCGGGGCCCUCAACAAGUAUGCCAAGAAGCUCUUCCUGGCCCAAAAACCCGCUCCCAUCUUGGAGUCCUCCUUCAAAGAUCGGGACCAUUUCCAGCUGGGCUCCCUGUCCCACCUGCUCAACGCCAAGGCUGUGGGCUACCAGGAGCUGCCCGACUGGCCAGAUGAGGCCCCCGACCCCUCUGUGAGGAACGUGGAGGUUCCUGAGUGGACCAAAUGCACCAGCCGGGAGAAGAGGAAGGAGAAGGUGGAGAAACCUUUCUACUCCGACUCGGAGGGCGAGUCAGGGCCCACGGAGUCGGCGGACAGCGAGCCUGAGUCCGUCAGUGAGGAGAGCGGCAGCAGCAGCAGCUCCGGCAGCUCCAGCUCCAGCAGCGAGGAGGAGGAGGAGGAAGAGGAGGAGGAAGGCAGUGGGGAGCAGUCGGAGGACAAGGAGGAGGAGGAGAAGAGGACAAAGAGAAAGGAGAAGGAAGGCUCCCAGAAGGCAGCCCCGGGGAGGGCGGGCAGCCCCAGUGAGGAAGAGGAGGAAGAGGAGGAGGAGGGGACGAAGAAGGCCAAGAAGAAGAAGCCAUCGCAGGGGAGGAAGAGCCGUGCCGAGACCUCAUCAGAGGAGGCCAGUGCCUCCGAGAGCAGCUCCUCGGGCUCUGACUCAGGUUCCGAGGCGGAGGCCAAACGGAGGAAGACGCCCCCCAGCAGCAGGGCCGGCGCCAAAGAGAUCUCCCUGCUCGACCUGGAUGACUUCACCCCCCCUCCUCCCCAGCCUGUCCCCUCCAGCAGCAUCGUCUCCACCAGCCUGGUGACCGACCUGGAGGGCCUCACCCUCACCGACACCUCCCUGGCACCUGCUCUGCUGAGCCCGCCGUUUGGCGCAGUGAGGACCUACGAGCUGCUGCACCGCAUGGCGGGCGAGGGGCUCUCGGUCGAGUACUGCUUCAGCCGUCAGCCCUUCCCGGGGGACCCCCACAUGGUGGCCGUCCAGAUCCAGAUCUCCAACAACACUGAUGCCGAGGUGAAGAACCUGCGGGUCAGUGAGCCCAAGCCGCUCUCCGGCAUGCGGAUCCAGGAGUUCCCUGAGAUCGAACGCCUGGCACCUGGGGACACGGCCAGCGUGGUGAUGGGCAUCGACUUCUGCGACUCCACCCAGGCAGCCAACUUCCAGCUGUGCACCCAUACGCGUCACUUCUACGUCUCCAUCCAGCCGCCCGUGGGGGAGCUCAUGGCCCCCGUCUUCAUGAGCGAGAACGAGUUCAAGAAGGAGCAGGAGCACCUCGCACGGCCGGGCGAGGGGAAGCUGACGGGCAUGAGCGAGAUCACAGAGAAGCUGACGCUGCCCGAGAAGUGCCGGAGCGACCACACCAUAGUCCAGCAAGUGACCUCAGCCGCCAACGUGGGCCGUGUGCCCUGCGGUGCUGACAACGAGUACAGGUUCGCGGCCAAGACGGUGACCAGCGGGAGCCUGGUGCUCAUCACCCUGGAGCGACGGGAAGGUGCCGCUGCCCAGCUGACCGUCAACAGCGAGAAGAUGGUUAUUGGCACCAUGCUAGUGAAGGACAUCGUCCAGGCCCUGGCACAGUGA
Messenger RNA from Gavia stellata (red-throated loon), 3339 nucleotides. It is a transcript of the gene AP3B2, whose product is annotated as adaptor related protein complex 3 subunit beta 2. Lineage: Eukaryota; Metazoa; Chordata; Aves; Gaviiformes; Gaviidae. The coding region runs from base 1 to 3339 and encodes 1112 amino acids. Gene Ontology annotation, cellular component: membrane coat; AP-3 adaptor complex. Gene Ontology annotation, biological process: vesicle-mediated transport; intracellular protein transport; anterograde synaptic vesicle transport. The record is from RefSeq and is a predicted model, not a curated record. The transcript has 28 exons.